This is a messenger RNA of Coffea eugenioides, 1832 nucleotides long. Its product is annotated as chromo domain protein LHP1. The transcript is spliced from 6 exons. The record is from RefSeq and is a predicted model, not a curated record. Gene Ontology annotation, cellular component: nucleus. The coding region runs from base 123 to 1520 and encodes 465 amino acids. Gene Ontology annotation, biological process: heterochromatin formation. NCBI's taxonomy places the organism in Eukaryota, Viridiplantae, Streptophyta, Magnoliopsida, Gentianales, Rubiaceae.
AGACUAGAAGACUGCAGCUCGCUCACUCCCUCCUACUUACCUUAAAUCUUAGAGAGAAAAAGUAAGAGUAAAAAGAAAGAAAGAAAGAAAGAAAAAAAAAGAAGAGAAAAUACAACAAAACCAUGAAAGGAGGGAAAAGAAGAGCCUCCGUGGACCCACCGGCUCCACCGGAGACCUCGGCGGAGGGCGGAGAAGGAGGAGCAAUGGGAAAUGAUCAGAACCCUCCUCGUGGUCCUCCUUCUAGUCUUGAUGCCCCGGCGGACGACGGUCGGCAGAAGCAACCGGAGAAAGGAGCAGGAGCUGGUGGAGCUGAGAAGGAUAGUUCUGUGGCUGCUGUGGCUGCGGCGGAGGCGGAAGAAGAGGAGGAAGAAGAGGAAGAAGAAGAGGGGGAGAAGGCAAAUGGCCAGUUUGAUGAGGGGCAGAUGGAAGAGGGUGAAGGUGAAGAAGGGGAGGGAGAGGGCGAAAAGGCUAAGCUUGCCGAAGGUUAUUAUGAGAUCGAGGCCGUUCGCCGGAAAAGGGUCCGAAAGGGUGAAGUUCAGUAUCUGAUCAAAUGGCGAGGCUGGCCGGAGACAGCCAAUACAUGGGAGCCAUUGGAAAAUUUGUUAUCCUGUUCGGAUGUUAUUGAGGCCUUUGAAGACAGCUUGCGGUCAGGGAAACGGUCAACACGUAGGCGUAAGCGCAAAUAUGGAAGCGCUCAAUCUCAGUCAAAGAAAAAGCAGCAGCAGCGUUCCCCUGCAGCUGCUACGUAUAAUGUCCCUGCUGUAAAGGUUCGCAUUCUUGAGAAGCCAUUACCAUUUCCUCCUCUCAAUGAACCCGGCAGUACAAAUGGAGAAGCUGGUGUCAAUGGUGUGGAUAAUGAGAAUGGUGCGAAUCCAGCAACCUUUAGGACUGAUUUAUUGGAAGAACCAAAUGAAUUAAAUCUUAAGAUAAGUGAACUGAGAGGAGCUGCUGUUAGCAAUGAGGAUUGUGUUGACAAAUAUACAAUUGAUGCACAAGAAGCUCCAUUGUCAGAACAAAGUGGACGUGCAAAUGGCCUGCAAAAUGCUGAUUGUCCAGAACCAGUUCAAUCUGGUCGCUGCACUGGUGCUAAAAGGAGGAAGUCUGGUUCCGUUAAAAGGUUUAAACAAGAUUCACCCUCAGGCAUGGCAGAGAAUCUACAGAACAUAGCAGCAACUAAUGGGUCUUGUGGAAUGAGUGCGAAUUCAGGGAGUCAAAGUUCUGACCAUAUGGCUAAUGAUCUCCGUUUUAAAAGCAAAGUUGACGGUUCUAAACAUAUAUGUGAUAUCACUGAGAUUGUCAAGCCGGUGAGCUAUUUGUCUGCGGCGGCAAACAGCAACGGUCAGGAUAUCUCAGUUACCUUUAUGGCUAAGAGAUCUGAUGGGAGCGAAGUGACAGUGGACAACAAAUUUCUGAAGGCCAAUCACCCUGUUCUGGUAAUUGUUCUACCUGUUAGUCGCAGGUUUCCUUUCGCUCAGUUGAUAAACUUCUAUGAGAAACAUCUCCGGUACAGUCCUGCGUAAGGUUUGGGCUGGUGAUGGUGCAGACAUUGGGUAGCUCAGCAUCACCUGUGUUCUCCAAUGUAUAGUGUUGUAAUUUUGUAGGUGGACUAAAAUGCUGCAACUUAAUCCGUGAAGUAUUUAAUGGGGAGAGUAGCAACUAGGAUCCAGCUGAAUUGUGCAGCAAACUGCUUUUACUCGAUUGUUUUUGUGAAGUAACUUGACUUUCUCCAAAGGGUUAUUCCCCUUUUAGUUUCAAACUUGAUUAACAUGUAUUCUGUCAUCUUUUUAGUGCUGGACUAUGUCAUAUGUGAACAAAAAAGGCUUAGUUGUUUC